Acanthosepion pharaonis is the source of this 684-nucleotide messenger RNA. Lineage: Eukaryota; Metazoa; Mollusca; Cephalopoda; Sepiida; Sepiidae. The record is from the annotation of a GenBank genome assembly.
AUGGACAAUUUUUAUCUGUUUGUAUCUAUUUCUCUCUGUAUCUAUUCAUGUUUCUUUGAAACUACCACUUUUUCUCAGUAUAUCUAUCACAGUCAGAUAAUCUCACGAGUCCAUUCAGAUGAACGCACUAAUAAGACAAAUAGCAAACAAAAGAAGAAAUGCUCGUGUACGCAGCUGGCACAGAAUGUCAAUACCACCAGCCUGCGUUCGGCACAACAACACAACGCGAAAUCAUGUCUCUCUUUCUCUAUUUUACUAUCUAUCUAUCUAUCUAUCUAUCUAUCUAUCUAUCUAUCUAUUACUUCCACUUAUCUUCAACUAAACAUUAUUUCUUUUUUAUUCUUUAUUUUUUUCACUUUUAACUUUGCCUCUCUGAUCUAUCUAUCUAUCUAUCUAUCUAUCUAUCUAUCUAUCUAUCUAUCUAUCGCUCAAACUUUUCAUAUCUAUCUAUCUAUCUAUCUAUCUGUUACUUCCACUUAUCUUCAACUAAACCUUUUCUUAUUUCUUUUUUCUUUCACAUUUAACAUUGUCCCACUAAUCUAUCUAUCUAUCUAUCUAUCUAUCUAUCUAUCUAUCUAUCUAUCUAUCUAUCUCUCAAACUUUUCAUAUCUAUCUAUCUAUCUAUCUAUGUAUCUAUCUAUCUAUCUAUCUAUCUAUCUGUUACUUCCACUUAUCUUCAACUAA